ACCUCAGCUCAGUGGCCGCAGAUAAAGGCUGCCCUCGGUUUCUCAGGAACUUCUUAAGUUCUUUUGGCAGCCCUUGGCUUCUCCGGAAUCGCUGCUAAGCCAACACACAGCUGGAGCUCCUCUGGACACUCACAAGAAAACCCGAGAGCCCUUAAAAGCCCCAGCGCGCAGGGGAGCCAGGCCAAGGUCAGGGGUCAGCGGCGGCUUUAAAGGGCCUGCGGGGCGGGCGGCGCUCACUUGCUCGGUACCACCUGCUGCGGCGCAGCGCGGACCCGGGCUUCCUGCGAGCUCCCUCCGGCCCGCAGCGGGCGCCCCACGGCCCUGUGCAGAGCUGGGGUUGGUCUCUGGGGUUCUGAGGGGCCCCAGACCCCGGGAAGGUCGAAUAAAAGCAAGAAAUCUUCACCAACAAAAUGAAGAUCCUGCUACUUAUGUUAAUCCUUUGGGCUGAAACACUGGCAGAUCAGAGUCCAGAGCCAGGCCCUGAGUUUGCAGAUGUCGUGUUUCUGGUGGACAGCUCUGACCACCUGGGAACCAAGUCCUUCCCCUUUGUGAGAACGUUCAUCACCAAGAUGAUCACCAGUCUCCCCAUCGAGGCCCACAAGUACCGCGUGGCCCUGGCUCAGUACAGCGACCGGCUCCACAGUGAGUUCCAGCUGAGCACCUUCAAGAGCAGGAACCCCAUGCUGAACCACCUCAAGAAGAACUUCGCCUUCAUCGGCGGCUCCCUGCGGAUAGGAAAUGCUCUCCGGGAGGCCCACAGGACCUUCUUCUCCGAAGCGGCCGGCGGGAGGGACAAGAAGCAGUUUCCCCCGAUUCUGGUGGUCCUGGCUUCGGCGGCGUCCGAGGACGACGACGUGGAAGAGGCCUCCAAGGCCCUGCGGGAAGACGGGGUGAGAAUCAUCUCCGUGGGGCUGCAGGAAGCUUCUGAGGAGGAGCUGAAGGCCAUGGCCACGGCUCAGUUUCACUUCAACCUUCGGUCGGUCAGGGACCUGGGCGCAUUUUCCCAAAACAUGACGCAGAUCAUCAAGGAAGCGACCCAGUACAGGGACGGAGUGGCAGAUGCUGAUAUGAAAGUGACCUGUCGGAGAGAUUCAUUAGCUGACCUCAUGUUCCUGGUGGAUGAGUCAGUGGGCACCAGACAAAACUUAAGGAACCUGCAGAAUUUCCUGAGGAAUAUUACUGCCUCCAUGGAUGUGAGGUUCAGCUGCACGCGCCUCGGGCUUAUGAGUUACAGUGAUAGAGCAGAGACUAUUUCUUUUCUAAAAUCAAACACAACCCAGGAUGAAUUUCAGCAGCAAAUCCAGAAGCUUUCUCUCCGGACGGGGAGAGCCAAUGCUGGUGCUGCCAUUGAGAAGAUGAGACUAGAAGCCUUUUCAGAGUCUUCUGGCAGCAGAAGGGCAGAGGGGGUGCCUCAGAUCGCAGUCUUGGUCACUCACAGACCCUCAGAGGACGCGGUACGUGAUGCCGCACUGCGGCUUCGGAUGCAGGACGUGACUGUGUUUGCCGUGAACAUCCAAGGGGCGAACGACACCCAGUUAGAAGAAAUAGUGUCUUACCCUCCGAGACAGAUGGUUUCCGUGCUCAAGUCCUAUGCCGACUUGGAAACUUACAGUAAGAAAUUCCAGAAAAAGCUGCAGAAUGAAAUUUGGUCCCAAAUUUCUACUCGUGCUGAGCGAGUGGACCUUGACAAAACUGGCUGUGUGGAUACAAAAGAGGCUGAUAUCUAUUUCCUCAUCGAUGGCUCAACCAGCAUAAACAGAACGGGGUUUGAGCAGAUGAAGGAAUUUAUUUUGGCAGUGACAGAAAUGUUCAGCAUUGGCCCAGACAAAGUCCAAGUUGGAGCUGUACAGUAUUCAGAUAAGAUAAAAGUGGAGUUUCACAUCAAUGACAAUUCUAAUAAUGUGGAUUUAAGAAAGGCUGUUCUGAACAUCAAGCAACUCAACGGAAACACAGAUACUGGGAAAGCCCUGGAUUUCAUGCUGCAAAUAAUAAAAGAGGGAAAGAAGCGUAGGACAAGCAGUGUUCCCAAUUAUCUCAUUGUGCUGACUGAUGGGAAGUCCAGGGAUGAAGUCCUGAAGCCUGCCGAGAGAUUAAGGGCUGAACAAAUCACCAUUCAUGCGGUUGGCAUUGGGGAGGCUAACAAAGAAGAACUCCAACAAAUUGCUGGGGAGGAAGAAAGGGUUAACUUUGGGCAGAACUUUGAUUCUUUAAAGAGAAUAAAAAAUGAAGUUGUUCGCAGAAUCUGCACUGAAAAAGGAUGUGAAGACAUGAAGGCUGACAUCAUGUUUCUGGUGGACAGUUCUGGCAGUAUUGGAUAUGAAAAUUUUGGAAAAAUGAAAACCUUCAUGAAAAAUCUAUUAGCGAAGAUUAAAAUUGGUCCAGACAAAACUCAGAUUGGUGUCGUUCAGUUCAGUAAUUAUAAUCAGGAAGAAUUCCAGCUAAAUAAAUACUUUACACAAAAAGAAAUUGCUGAUGCAGUAGACAGAAUGUCUUACAUCAACAGUAACACUUUGACUGGAAGUGCACUAACCUUUGUAGCUCAAUACUUCACCCCCACCAAGGGGGCCCGUGUUGGGGUCAAGAAGUAUCUUAUCCUCAUCACGGAUGGAGAGGCACAGGAUUCUGUGAGAGAACCUGCUAAAGCACUACGGGACAGUGGUGUCAUCAUCUUCUCCGUGGGAGUAUAUGGCGCCAACAGGAUGGAGCUGGAGGAGAUCAGUGGGGAUGGCAAGCUGGUCUUCCAAGUUGAGAAGUUUGAUGAUCUAAAUGCAAUAGAAAACGAACUCAUUUUUCGUGUAUGUGCUCUCCACGAUUGUAAAAAUAUUAAGGUGUUAGACAUCGUGUUUGUGCUGGAUCAUUCAAGCAGCAUAGAUACAGAAGAGCAAGAAAGCAUGAUGAACCUAACUAUCCAUUUGGUGAAGAAAGCAGAUGUUGGCAUCGACCGCGUUCGGAUUGGAGCUCUCAGAUACUCAAAUGAUCCUGAGGUUCUUUUCCACCUUAGUAGAUACUCAAGUAGAUCUGCAAUCGUUGAGAAUCUGAGGACACGCAGGCACACCGGAGGGGAUACCUGGACUGCCAAGGCUCUCGAACACACAAACAUAAUGUUCACAAAAGAACAUGGCAGCCGCAUCGAGGAAAAUGUGAAGCAGAUGUUGAUUAUCAUCACCGAUGGGGAGUCCCAUGACCGAAAUCGGCUCAAUGACACAGCAUUGAAGUUAAGAAACAAAGGCAUCAACAUCUAUGCAGUGGGCGUAGGAGAGGCCAACCCACUUGAACUCGAGGCUAUCGCAGGGAAUAAAAGCAAUACUUUCUAUGUAGGAAAUUUCACCAAACUGGAAGAUCUUUACCUGCCUCUGCAAGAAAGAAUGUGUAUCAACGCACAUGAGCUCUGCAACAUUCAAGAAGCCGAUGUGGUUUUCUUUUUUGAUGGCUCUGACAUGGUAUCCAACUCAGACUUUGUUGCCCUGACAACUUUUCUGUCAGACAUCAUUGAUAAUUUUAACAUUGAAUCUCAGAGAAUAAAAAUUGGGUUGGCUCAAUUUGGCCGUGACUUCCAAAAAAUUAUUGAGUUGAAAAACUCUCUGACUACAGCCAAGUUGAAGACUCAAAUUCAAAAAAUCACCAAGAGCAAGGGGUUUCCACGAAUUGACCUGGCUCUUAGAAAAGUGAAAGUCAUGUUUGAUCCACCUUCUGGUGGUAGAAGAAACGCUGGUGUCCCUCAAAUUUUGGUAGUUAUCACAUCCGGAGAUCCCUACUAUGAUGUGUCAGAGGAAGUAAAAAUCCUGAAAAACCUUGGAAUUUGUGUCCUGGCUUAUGGCAUAGGAAAUGUUCAUAAGGAACAACUUCUGCCAAUAACAGGCAAUUCUGAAAAAGUAUUCACUUUCCAAGACUUUAGUAACUUAAGGGAUAUAGAGACGAAAAAAAGAAUGGUCCGUGAAAUCUGCCAGAGCUGCGGGAAAACCAAUUGCUUUAUGGACGUCGUGGUUGGGUUUGACAUUUCCACUCAUCUGCCGGGGGCGCAGUUGUUCGACGACCACCCCCAGCUGGAAUCAUACCUCCCAGGCAUCUUAGAGGACAUGACCUCCAUCAGGGGGGUAAGCUGUGGGGCAGGCGCAGAGGUGCAGGUGAACGUGGCCUUCAAGGUGAACAAUGAUGGAGAAUUCCCUACUGAGUUCCAAAUCUACCAGAAAGCAAUAUUUGACAGGCUGCUGCAGGUCACCGUUAAUGGGCCAACUCAUCUGAAUGCACAGUUCUUGAGGUCUCUGUGGAAUACGUUUAAGAAGGAAUCUACAUCCCAAGGACAGGUGCUGCUCAUCUUUUCAGAUGGUCUUGGGGGUGAAAGCAAGAUAAUGCUUGAAAAUCAAUCAGACAGGCUCAGAGAAGCAGGACUUGAUGCACUUCUGGUGGUCUCCCUAAACACGACUGCCCACGAUGAGUUUUCCAGCUUUGAAUUUGGGAAGGGAUUUGAUUACAGGACUCAUCUGACCAUUGGAACAAGAGAACUGGGCAAGAUGCUAUCACAGUACCUGGGAAACAUUGCAGAGAGGACUUGCUGCUGCACAUUUUGCAAGUGUUCAGGGAGUGCAGGUCUUCCUGGGAUGCCAGGACUGCAGGCCAUGAAGGGCUCUCCGGGUAUAAAAGGCAGCAGAGGACAUCGGGGAGAGGACGGGGACCCUGGAAGACGAGGAGAAAUUGGACCCACAGGAGAUAAAGGGAUUGCAGGAUGUCCAGGGGAGCAGGGCCAAAAGGGAGCCAAAGGAUAUUCUGGAUACAAGGGAGAAAAAGGAGAAGAUGGGUUUAACGGACUGGAUGGGGAGGAGGGCUUUCGUGGGUUACCUGGGACAAAAGGAGAAAAAGGCGAUCCAGGAUCCCAGGGCAGCCCAGGUUCCAGAGGCCCCCCUGGGAGAUAUGGGGAGAAGGGCUUCCCAGGAGAUCCUGGUAAUCCAGGACGCAACAGUAACAUCAAAGGACAGAAGGGCUCCAAAGGAGAACAAGGAAGACAAGGUAGAACUGGACAGAAAGGGACUCCAGGUGAUCCUAAUUCCACAGGAAGAAGGGGAAGGGAAGGCCAAAGGGGGCCCCCAGGUGUCCCGGGGGAGCCGGGAAAUCCUGGACUUCCAGGUGCCCAGGGAGCUGACGGAUUACAAGGCCCACAGGGGGGAAAUGGAAUUCCUGGCAGCAAAGGAGAGAAGGGAAGCCCAGGGCACAAAGGACCUCAGGGCUUUCCUGGGCCGAUGGGAGCUAAAGGGAGCCUUGGAAAUCCCGGACCCGCAGGGAAAAAAGGAGAACAUGGAAUUCUUGGAGAUCCAGGGCCAGUGGGGCCAGCUGGACAGCGAGGAAAACAGGGAGAUUAUGGCAUCCCAGGCUAUGGUCAAAUGGGACGAAAAGGAGUAAAGGGCCCAAGAGGAUUCCCCGGAGAUAUGGGGCAAAAGGGUGAUGUGGGUGAUCCUGGAUUUCCUGGGGGUCCUGGACGCAAAGGAUUUAAGGGAUUAACACUCACUAGAGGCUCGAAAGGGGAAGAGGGACCUCCGGGACCCCCAGGCCCUCCUGGACGGAGAGGCAUGAAAGGCAUGGCGGGGAAGCCUGUGUAUUCUCAAUGUGAUCUGAUCCAGUUCAUGCGGGACCAUAGCCCUUGUUGGAAUGCAAAAAAGUGUCCAGUGUACCCAACAGAGCUGGUAUUUGCCCUGGACCAGUCCUAUGGUAUCACAGAGCAGAGGUUUAAUGAAACAAGGAACAUCAUCACAUCCAUCAUCAAUGAUCUUGACGUCAAGGAAAGUAACUGCCCUGUGGGAGCAAGAGUUGUUGUAGUUUCCUAUGACUCGGGCACCAGCUAUCUCAUCCGUGGGUCCGACUACCAUAACAAGAAACAGCUCCUCCAGCUUCUUUCCCAGAUAAAAUAUCGACGCCCCACGGAAGCUCAAGACAUCGGUAAUGUAAUGAAGUUUGUGGCCCGCAACGUUUUCAAGCGGACGUAUGCGGGAGCCAACGUGAGGAAAGUUGCUGUGUUUUUCAGCAGCGUACAGACAGCCAGUCAGUCAUCCAUCCUCACAGCCACCAUGGAGUUCAAUGCCCUAGAUAUCAGUCCGGCUGUCUUUGCUCUCAAUGAAAGGGUUUUCGCUGAGGCUUUUGAGUUUGACGACACUGGAACCUUUCAGGUGAUCCCAAUUACUCCAAAUGGGGAGUCUGUCUCAAAACUUCGGCGCUGUACCAUUUGCUAUGAUAAAUGUUUUCCAAGUGAUUGCAUCAAAGAGGUUUUUUUACCUGAAAAUUCAUACAUGGAUGUAGCCUUCCUCUUAGACAGUUCUCGGACUAUAGCAAGUGAUGAGUUUAAGGCUGUGAAAACCUUGGUGAGCUCUAUGAUUGACAACUUCGAGGUUGCCUCAGAACCUAUAACCUCAGACUUCGGUGAUAGGAUUGCCUUGUUGGGCUAUUCUCCUUGGGAUAGUUCCAGGAGAAGGAAGGGUGUGGUAAAAACAGAGUUUGAGUUUAUAACUUAUGACAACCAAGUCCUAAUGAAGAGGCACAUCCAGACUUCCCUCCAACAGCUAAAAGGAGAAGCCACCAUUGGCCACACCCUACUAUGGGUCAUGGAGCAUCUCUUCACACAGACACCCAACUUGAGAAGACACAAGGUCAUCUUUGUGAUCUCAGCUGGAGAAUAUCGUGAGAGCAAGGAUUUCGUAAAGAAAGUGGCUCUGAGGGCCAAGUGUCAAGGCUACGUCAUGUUUGUGAUCUCCCUGGGCUCUGCGCAUAAGGACGGCAUAGAGGAGUUAGCCAGCCACCCACUUGAUCACCAUCUGAUACAGCUUGGGAGGAUUCAUAAACCAGACUUGAAUUAUAUUACGAAGUUUUUAAAGCCAUUUGUUCACUCUGUCAGACGGGGAUUCAACCUGUACCCACCACCAAUGCUUGAGAAUGCCUGUAGACUCAUCGGUUCAGAAGGAGAGGAUAAUCAAUAUAGCGAUUUCCUAUUUACUCCUGAGCCACAUGAGGUUUCUUCGGGAGAGAACAGCUUCCCUGGCCAGGAAUUAAGUGCUGGGAAAGACUCAUCCUUUGUGUUGGAGGACAGUGGAAGUGACCACUUGGUUUACAUCCCAAGCCACAUGCUGAUGCCACAAGAAUUAACGAUUAAAUAUGAAAAAGGUCAGGAUUCUGAAGAAAUUGCAAGUUUCACUUCUGGACAUGAAAACCAUGGCAGAAAAGAAGAACCAGGUCUUACUUAUGAACCUGGAGAUACCUCUCUUCAAGAAUAUUACAUGGAUGUGGCUUUCCUCAUAGAUUCUUCCCAAAGAAUAGGAAAUGAGGAGUUUCAGGAAGUGAAAACUUUUCUAAUCUCAGUGCUUGAUUACUUUCACAUUGCCCCAGACCCACUGACCUCCAUGUUAGGAGACAGAGUGGCAGUCCUGAGCUACUCUCCUCCAGGCUAUAUGCCCAACAGUGAAGAAUGCCCUGUCUACCUGGAAUUUGAUUUGGUUACUUAUAACAGUAUAUACCAAAUGAAACAUCAUCUCCAAGACUCUUUUCAACAGCUCAAUGGAGAUGUUUUUAUCGGCCAUGCCCUGCAGUGGACAAUUGACAAUGUCUUUGUAGGAACCCCCAACCUGAGGAAAAACAAAGUUAUCUUUGUUAUAUCUGCUGGAGAAACCAACCCCUUAGACAAGGAAGUCUUAAGAAAUGUAUCUCUGAGAGCCAAGUGUCAGGGCUACUCCAUAUUUGUGUUUUCCUUUGGCUCUGUAUACAACGACAAGGAAUUAGAAGAAUUAGCCAGCCACCCACUGGAUCAUCACUUAGUCCAGCUUGGCCGAACCCACAAGCCAGAUUUGAACUAUAUCACCAAGUUUGUCAAGCCAUUUGUUCAUUUAAUCAGACGUGCCAUCAACAAAUAUCCCCCUGCAGAUCUGAUAGCCAAGUGUGUUAACAUCACCUCUCCCAACCCAGAGACCGUUGGCUCAGGAAACACUGUAUUCCUUAUUCCUGGGGUGUAUGAAAUAGAGACAGGAAACAGUGAGCUGGUUGAUGAAUUUGGUUCCCAGGAGCAGCAUUCCUUUGUAUUAGGGAACAAUCCUAGUAAUGGUUCUGGGACCACUACUGAUUUGAUCCAGAAGUUAUACAUGCUUUUUUCAACUGGAGAACUGAUGAUGAAUGAUAAGGAAGAGGCACAUGCAGAAGAAAUGCCAGCUCUAGCAGAUGGUAAACGACAGGAUAAAAAAGAUGGUGAGGCCCCAAGAUGAUCAGAGCAGGAAAGGAAGACAGCUCCAUUGGCAAUGUGUGAUUCCACGUGGUGCUAACUAGAAACUGUAAAUCAUCUGCUGGAAGGAGAAUGGUGAGCGGCAGGAAUUUCUCAUGAAACCAAUCAGCUAAUGACGUGCUAAACUUGUUCUGUUUCGAAUCUGAGAGGGAGACUUUUCGGAGUGAAGACAUCAACAAGCAGAACUGAGAAACUAGGAAUGACUUCAUUUCCUCCAUGAAUGGGGACAACCGACCAGGAAGAGUUAACUGAAGUUUUUCUUUGACAGCUCUUGUACGGUUCGGGCAGCACUUCUGAUGCUCUAUCUGCCUAAAGACUUUCAUUUUCAUCACGUCUGCAUCUCAAGUCGGACUGCUGAGUAAAAAGCGGAGUUAGAAUUUACCAGGAGUGUCUUCUCUCUCUUCAUAGAACUAGAAACCCACGUCCAUGCUUCCGAUUUCGUGCCACCCUCAUGACCUGAGCGCCCUGUAAAACCUACCUGGCAGGCUGCUACCACCGUAGUCAAAGCCUGCUCUUUACCAGAACAUUUAGAAAAGAAUGGAAUUCGUGAGAAAGAAAAAGAAAAGAAUGGAACUCGUGAGAAAGAAAAAAAGUGAGAUGAGGCUAAUUUUGUGAGUGGUUGUUUUGUGCUGUGAUCAUUUGUUUUACAUUUUAGCAUGCUUUGCUUUGUAUGUACUUGAUUUUUGCUGGGAAAAACAAUUGGGAAACGCAUGAAUAUUCUAUAUGAUCGGAGCUGUUCUUGGGAAUUACAAUGGAGCAAGAGGCAAGUUCUAAAAUAAAAGCAAGUCUGAUCCGGAA
Messenger RNA from Acinonyx jubatus (cheetah), 9046 nucleotides. It is a transcript of the gene COL6A5, whose product is annotated as collagen type VI alpha 5 chain. The coding region runs from base 411 to 8231 and encodes 2606 amino acids. Gene Ontology annotation, molecular function: extracellular matrix structural constituent conferring tensile strength. Gene Ontology annotation, biological process: extracellular matrix organization. The record is from RefSeq and is a predicted model, not a curated record. Lineage: Eukaryota; Metazoa; Chordata; Mammalia; Carnivora; Felidae. The transcript is spliced from 41 exons.